Racocetra persica is the source of this 881-nucleotide messenger RNA. The record is from the annotation of a GenBank genome assembly. Lineage: Eukaryota; Fungi; Glomeromycota; Glomeromycetes; Diversisporales; Gigasporaceae.
AUGUAUGCAAUGCUUUUCGUGAUUCUGAUACUAAUAUGAAUCCACGACAGCAGCGUCGUGACAGAUUAAAUUGGAGAUUUCAUCCACAAGCUUGUUACACGAGUAGAUUGCUUAAUUUUGCUAAUCUUCCAGAACCUACCAAUUUCUUUACUCGAUAUCGCACACAUAGCCCUUCAAGUUCUCAAAUUGAUCUUGAACAAUUAAGAACACCCUCAAUGGCACUCUCAGAUCCUAUAUAUACAUCACUCCUACGUAAACACUAUCGAGCCGAUAAGAUAUUUUUUAAAGAAUCAGAAAUCUGUUCAGACAAUGAAAGUACUUAUUCACAAGAAAUAUUAUCUGAUGAUGUAACAUCAUUGCGGUACUCUAAAGCCAUAACCACAGAACUAGAACGUCGAUCAACACCUGAUGUAGGAGGUAGAACAUCACGAUAUUCAUUAGCAUUAGAAGCCGAACUUCAACGAUGCACCACACCAGAAGGUCGGAACAAGAAACAACGAAAAGGAAAAAAGCAUAUACCGGCCAUAGGAUCAACAUUUAAUGAUACGAGAAAUAUAGCGGUGCAUAAUAAAAGACAGAACGAUCUUAGAAAAAAUAUUUAUAACAGAUAUGAUCAAAAUGCAUCUAAUAAGGCACGAAAAGAAAUGGCACAAACUUAUAAAUAUUCAAUAGAAUCAAUUAAAGAAACUGGUAUAAAAUCACCACCAAAGCUUUUGGGAGAACAUUUAUUUCAAGAUGACGAUGAUGCAUAUCAGAAUUACGUAUUACAAUUUGUUAGAAGGCAACCUACUAUUCAACGAGCAAGAAAGGAAAAGACAACAUCUAUAUUUGUAUCAAAAUUUGACCAUCAAACAGAUUCAACACCACCCCCACCGAUUCGU